This is a messenger RNA of Paramuricea clavata, 3026 nucleotides long. NCBI's taxonomy places the organism in Eukaryota, Metazoa, Cnidaria, Anthozoa, Malacalcyonacea, Plexauridae. The record is from the annotation of a GenBank genome assembly.
AUGGAGAGCUUACCAGAUGAGGCAGACAGCUCACCAGAUGAGGCAGAGAGCUCACCAGACGAGGCAAAGAGCUCACCACAUGAGAUGGAAAACUUACCAAAAAGGUCUUUCUACAUUGUAAAAUGUUAAGAAAAUUUUAAUUUAUGUUAACCUCUGUUUGCCACAGAUAUAUAAAGAGGAACUGGAAUGUUUAAGUCAAUGUUCGAACAGCAAACCUGCCCUCCGAAUCUCCGAUUUAUUGGGAACUGCAGUCCGAAAUUCGUCCGAAAAUGAGCAAGAAAAUACAUGUUGUAUCAACAGGCAAAUUGCUAGAUACGAGCUAGCCUGCUUCGAGAUUUUGCUUCAACCAAUCACAGGACGUUAUUUAUGAAGGCAGCAUUCCAGUUCUUGUUUAAUUUAAUGAUUGCGUGCCCUUUUAGAGUUUUAACUUAUAGCAUGUUUCUUUAAUAUUAUUAGGAGAGUCAGCCAGACAAGGUUAACUCCCGACAUUUGGGCAGAUGUCCCAAUCCAGCGAGUUGAGAAUCUCCCAUAUGACAUAGACGGACUCUCCCAUAUGACAUAGACGGACUUAAGGUCUACAGCCUAGAAUAUGACAGUGGUAACAAAACGGCAGUUACCGAGGAUGGGAGACAGUGGAGUAAUUAUACUACGUCAAGACGUGCAGGCUUCGUUGGAAAGAGAUAUUUGAAAUCAUGCAAAGGGUCAUACCGGUGUGAAAAUCAGCGCUGUGGCUACUUUCGCCAAUACAAUAAAGUAAAUCAAGUUCAAUUUGAGAAAAAGGAGUCCUGCUUAGUAUGUAGGACAUGUGGAGCAACACCUGUUUUUGUUCCAUGUUUUGCUAGAAAAAUAUGGGAGUAUCCUGAAGGAAAAUCAGAAGUAACUGUGUAUCACUAUGGAAUUCAUACGUGUUUCCCAGUCAAACGAUCUCCGACAACUGUAACAGAUACAGCCACAAUGGCAUUCAAACAAUCUAGAACCCUAAAACCAGAAAGAUUUGUUAAUGACAAGUUGAUUGAAGCCACCGAGAACGAAGAAUCCCUCGAAGCAAUUAAUGAUUUGGCAGAUAGUUUGGUCGAACGACAGACGCUGAAAAAGAUGAAGCAGUCAGCUAAAGAGAAACUCGACCCAGUGGGUCACAGUUAUGAUGCAGUGAUGAAGUACAAGACAAAAGUACAGGAUGUACUGAAAGAUCCAUUCCUAAUUUUCAAAGUGGACUGUGAAAAACAAAUUGUGUUUAAGACCAGCCGGGAACAGUUACAACUUGCUAUGGAGAUGGGCCAAGGACAUCUGAAUGUUGAACCGUGCCAUGUGGACGGCAAACACAAUCGUGUCACAGGAUACAUAACCAUCUCUUUGGUUGUGUAUAACCCAAAUUUAAGGGAAAUGAUGAAAAUUGCAACAAUGGAAUGUCCAACAGAAAGCAAGGAGAAUAUCGGAAUAUUUUGGGAUUGCCUGAAUACAGCAUUACGGCAAUUCACUGGUGACAACAAAUACUUUUUAAGCCUCAUCUGUACGUUUUUGAUGAGGGUGGGGGAUUUUGGGCUUCACUGCAAGAACAAUUGGGAACAGAAGAAAUUAACCGGGCCGUUAGCUGUGAGUGCCACUGGGGAUUCUCUGUUGACAGAAAUGCAAAGAAACUGAUUGGAGAAGACCUAAGAAAGGAAUAUCGUUUUCUUUCUGAUUCAGUAUUGAAAGCAUCCACUAAGAACAUGUAUGACAAGGCAAAGGCUGCGUUGGAGAAGUUUAUCGACAACAACCCAUUUUUGAACAACUGGUGGAAAUGGUGGGAAGCUCGUCGAUCCCAUGUUUUUCGCGCCUUUAAGCCUGGUUUCAAUGUGGCAAAGAGUAAUUUGGCAGAGGUCCACCACUCAAGAUCGCAUCAUAUUGGUGCAGAGAACCUCACUUUGAUUCAAGCUUGUCGUGAAGAUGUAGCUGAAAGUGUCAAGCUCAAGAGGCGAGUAGAAGGUUAUGAAGUUGGUGCAUACAAAGGAGGCUGUGGCCCAUCCGUCACGGACCUCCAAAGAUGAAGACACGUAGACCAGAAGAAGCAAGCCGAAGCAUUCUGCAAGGAACUUGAUGACUACGUUGAGAAGGGAGAAGACCUGCAACUAAGAGAACCAGAGUACUUUGUGGAUGAGACUGCUGCACACAGAAACGAUCCUCUCGAAAAGCGACCAUGCAAGAAGACAAGCGCUUGUGCUUCCACGAAUAAGAAAUGUGAAGUGGAUAAACGCCUUGCUCCAAGACAAAAUACAAGAAGUACCAAGUUCUCACGUUCCCUGCAGAUUGCCAAAUCAUGCCAAAACUCGUAUCGAGUUGGGGACAUCAAAUUCAACUCCCCACAGUCCCAUGAAAUUUCCAUUAUUCAUAACACAGGAACUAGUUACAAAGUAGCUUUAAAUAAGAUGCCUAGCUGCGAUGGUUGUAAAUAUUGUAGUAGCCGAGAAAUCUGCAGUCAUAUUUUAUGGGUCCUUCUUUAUGUUUAUAAAGUCCCGGAGAAUAGCGAAGUUCUUCAGCAGCGUUCUUUUCUAAAUUCUGAGCUCGAAAGCAUCACGAAAGGACGUGAUGGGAAGGCACCAACUUCAAAAACCCUGUCAGCAACAACGAUCAAUACUGCUACCGCAACCGCAGCAAAUACACCUACUACAACAAUGGCUGCGAAAGAUUUCAGGAACCCAGAUUUAACAAAACAGCAAUGGUGUAUUUCUCGAGUGGUUUCAAGAGGUCGAACGCCUGCGUGUUCAGGUCGAAAUUGUUCCAGGCAAUUUGAAAGGGGGGAUCUCUCCAUUCAAGUUUCGGCACAUUGGAUUCCUCCCCAUGAAACCAAAGACGGAAAAAAAUUUACCGUUGACCGCAACUACCACUUUUGCUUGCAAUGGUCCUGCUUGCAGAACAUUCCUGCUAACAGUAACCUUCAGGUGCCACCUAGUGCAAUCAAACUAGAUGAAAUAAUCGGGCCAAGUCUUUCCUCGCAGGACUACGAUAAAAUAUUAUCAGAGAAUUUACCUGUACAGUGGUUAAAAUAG